CACACCGCACCCGCACGCGCUCUACACUCGCGAGCUCAUCCUUGCGCACACCGACUCACAGGCGCCAAUCAUGCGACGUCUGAGCCUGAUGCUGACCUCGCUCUCGCUCUCGCUGUUGAUCUGGGCCAGCAUCUUCAGCGAAUCGAUUGCCUCAUCGGAUCACAACGACACCCAGGCAGACUCGUCGCUGUGGGGCACCUAUCGACCAGGUCUAUACUUUGGCGUGCGCGCUCGACUGCCCGACUCUCCCCUCUUUGCCUUUUCGUGGCACGGCCUGCAAGACUACAAUACCUUUUCAAACACCCGCUUCGAAGCUGGACAAGGCGGUGAUGACAUUCAAUCGUACGGCUGGACCCAUCACGAUGGACGAGGAUACGGUAAAGAGUGGAUCGUGGAUAACAAGGUGAAUGUCAGGCUGCAGAUAGAGUGGAUCAGAGUUUUGCACGGCUGGACCGCCAGGAUCAGCGGUGAGCCCAUCGACGCUGCGCGACCCUGCUUGGUGAUGAGCUACCUGCACAUCUCAUCGCGCACCGAAUUGGAGGCCACCUUUGAUGAGGACGCAGCAAACGACAUUGGUGGACUGCCGGCGCAUCCCGCGACGUCGCAGCACGAACCGUUCGUGACGAGCACGCACGCGGAUGCUCGCAUAGGCAAGUGGACUCUGGGAGUGCGAGAAUCUGCAGAGGUCAGAAAUCAGCCGGCAGAUGCAGAGGAGCCGGCCGAGCAGGCGUGGAGUUUCCUAGGCGAAAAGGUGGAUCAGACUUGGGAUACGCAGACCAUGAUCGAUCGAGCGAAUCAGGAUACGAUCAGAUCGCACUUGCAAGAAGUUGGUCACGAGAAUGUCCCUCCGCCGGCUCAUCUGCUCGCUCUACCCAACGAGCUGGCCAGCUCGACCAAUGCGGUGGCCUUUGCGCGCGGGUUCCAAGGCGCCUUUUCGUUCGAUGUCUACUUUACCACAAACGGCGCCGAAAAAUCUCUGAGUGGCAAGGAGCUCACAGCUGCUCUAUCUGCGAGUCGGGAAGCGUACGACGAGCGCUUCGAUGGCGUGCUCGGGCUCGCAGCAAAAGGCUACGACUCUGCUCGUGUCCGAUUCGCAAAGGAACUGACGAGCGGCUUGAUAGGAGGCAUCGGAUAUUGGGCCGGAGCGGGCGUGGUGGACAGGAGCUUCAAGCACCCGUGGGAUGAGAGUACCGGAACAGGAGCGAUGGACUUUGAUGAGCUCGCCACUACUGAACCGGAUCCGCGUCUAACGGAAGAGAUGCAGCUCUUUAGCGCAACGCCUAGCAGGAGCUUCUUUCCGCGAGGCUUCUACUGGGAUGAAGGCUUUCAUCUGGCGCACAUCGGAGUCUGGGAUAAUGACCUGAGCCUCGAGAUUCUAGAGUCUUGGAUCGAUCUCAUCGACGACGAUGGCUGGGUUGCUCGCGAACAGAUCCUGGGUGAUGAAGCCCGCAAGCGGGUGCCGCGCGAAUUUCAGACGCAAUACCCUCUGUAUGCCAACCCGCCAACCUUGACGAUGGCUUUGGGCAUGUACAUUGAUCGUCUCAUGGCUGCGCAACAGCAGGGUCAAGGUGCUGCCGGAGACGUCGCGUUCGACGCUUCUUUUGGUGGCGACGCAUCGCCUCAGCAAGUCUUUGGCUCGCGCUCGCGCUCCUCCUUCUCCGAAAGGCACCUCAACGACCCGGAUCUCGCCCGCUCUUUUCUCGCGCGCAUAUAUCCCAAGCUGCGGACGCACUAUCAAUGGUUCAGGAGAACACAACGUGGAGAGAUUGAGCAGUGGGACAGGACGGCGAGAUCUCGAGAAGCCUACAGGUGGAGAGGCAGAACCAAGACUCACGUGCUGACUUCGGGCCUGGACGAUUAUCCGCGCGCGCAAACGCCUCAUUCUGGCGAGCUGCACUUGGACCUGAUCAGCUGGAUGGGCUUCUUUGCGCAGACGAUGCAAAAGAUUGCAAAGGCGACUGGAGAGGAAGUAGACGCAACAGAGUACGAGGAGCAUUACAAGGGCGUACUAGAGAACCUCGAAGAUCUGCACUGGAGCGAAAAAGACCAGCUGUAUUGCGAUGCUGCGGUGGACGAAGGUGACACCUCCUUUCACGUUUGUCAUCGGGGCUACGUCUCCCUCUUUCCAUUCUUGCUCGGCUUGCUACCGACAGACAGCCCGCACUUGAAGUCUAUACUCGACAUGAUCGAAGAUCCAGCGCAUCUGUGGAGCAAAGCGGGCAUCCGAAGUCUGAGCAAGCAGGACGUCUUGUUCGGCAAAGACGAGGACUACUGGCGCUCUCCCUCUUGGGCACCCAUGAACUAUCUCGCCUUGGGAGCGUUGCACAAGAAGUACGCUGCGCUGCCUGGUCCGCACCAAAUGCGCUGCGGGAAGCUGUACGAGGAGCUCAGAAGGACAUUUGUGGACAAUGUGUACCAGGAGUACAAGCGCACCGGUUUCGCGUGGGAACAGUACUCUACGCAUCCAGAGAGCGAAGGACAAGGCCGAAAGAACAAACCGUUCACUGGCUGGACGAGCCUGGCGGCGCUCAUGAUGGCCGAGAUAUACUAAAGAGUGACUGCACCCCCCCUUGCAGCAACAUCGUCGUCGUCGUCGUCGCGUCGCGUACGCCCGCUUUUGAACGAUGCGCAUUGCCGAAA
Messenger RNA from Ceraceosorus guamensis, 2640 nucleotides. Its product is annotated as glycoside hydrolase. Gene Ontology annotation, molecular function: Glc3Man9GlcNAc2 oligosaccharide glucosidase activity. The transcript has 12 exons. The record is from RefSeq and is a predicted model, not a curated record. Gene Ontology annotation, cellular component: endoplasmic reticulum membrane. The coding region runs from base 71 to 2551 and encodes 826 amino acids. Lineage: Eukaryota; Fungi; Basidiomycota; Exobasidiomycetes; Ceraceosorales; Ceraceosoraceae. Gene Ontology annotation, biological process: oligosaccharide metabolic process; protein N-linked glycosylation.